This is a messenger RNA of Amyelois transitella, 3194 nucleotides long. It is a transcript of the gene Adamts-1, whose product is annotated as A disintegrin and metalloproteinase with thrombospondin motifs 1-like. The transcript has 17 exons. Gene Ontology annotation, cellular component: extracellular matrix. Gene Ontology annotation, molecular function: metalloendopeptidase activity. Gene Ontology annotation, biological process: extracellular matrix organization; proteolysis. The record is from RefSeq and is a predicted model, not a curated record. The coding region runs from base 21 to 3083 and encodes 1020 amino acids. NCBI's taxonomy places the organism in Eukaryota, Metazoa, Arthropoda, Insecta, Lepidoptera, Pyralidae.
GACGGCCGCCAUGUGCGUAGAUGCGUAAGCGCAGCGCGACGUGCCGCGGACAGAUACCCCGAGCCCGCGGCGGCGCGCGGACCAUGCUGCGCCUGCUGCCGGCGGCCCUCCUCCUCGCCGCAGCCGCGCACGCCUGGAGACCGCCCCCUCAGCCGCUGCACAUCGCACCCCGCUUACACAUGAGGCACAACAAUCACACGCGACAUUUACACCUCUUCGGCUGGCAUGUGGAACUCAGAGAAAACCGAGCCAUCACUUCCCCCCACUAUAACGAGUGCCAGUUCUACAGGGGCCGCGUCCUCCACGAGGAAGACUCCUCCGCCACCGUCACUGAGUGCGACGGCCAGCUUUACGGACUGCUGCAAGUGGGCGAUGAAGAGUUCGUUCUGCAGCCGACGAGGCCGAGCGGAAACCAUGUGUUGCGACGCCGCGACGUACUCUUAUCGGAGCAGCCCGCCGCUUACAAUCUCACCGGAGAUACGGUCACUGACCUUGAACUUGAGUUCGAGGAAAAUCACGGCCUGAUGCCGUUCAUGAGCUUCGGAGAUGACUCUGAUCUUGAUUACUUUCGUGAUUUGCGACCGGUCACAAGAUCGACGAGAGGUGUGAAGGGACUGUGGUUGGAGAUGGCAAUAAUGGCAGAUCACACGAUGCUGAAGUUCCACGGUAGGGAGCGAGUGGAACACUACAUAUUAGCUUUAAUGAAUAUUGUCAGUGCCAUCUUCAAUGAUCCUUCAAUGGAAUCGAACAUGACGCUAGUUAUAAACAAACUGUUUCUAAAUGAGGAGAAAGACUCUACAGUGAAGUAUGGAAAUGUGAGAAAGUCCCUGGAAGCAGUCAAUAAAUGGAAUUACAAACACCUGAGUAGACUUCCGAAAGAUGCGACAGGUUGGGAUGUCGCCAUAUGGUUGACCAGGGUGCCGCUCGGUGGACCCUCUGGGUUUGCGCCUGUAGGAGGCGUCUGCUCCAGCAUGAGAUCAGCUUCUAUCAACAGAGAUGAAGGGUUGACCAGCGCUUUCGUUAUUGCCCAUGAGCUGGCUCAUCUCUUGGGCCUGACCCACGAUGGCGACAAUCAAUGCGAGAAGGAUUCCCGACGAGGCACUGUCAUGGCGCCCACCGUGUUGGCGACGCUCCAGAACUUCGCCUGGUCCAAGUGUUCCAGGGAACAGUUCCAUGAAAAGUCAAGGAAAUGGUGGUGCCUGCAUGAACGGAGUCGAGACGAGGGGGUCGAGCUGGGGGGAGCCAAGGAGAUCUCAAAUUACGUGUUCACUAUGGAUGAACAAUGUCGAACAGAGUUCGGUGAAGGUUUCUCAGUGUGCAAAACCGUAAAGGUGCGUUCAGCAUGUUCGAGAUUGUGGUGUGCACAUCGCACUAUGCCACACGUUUGCCGCACGAAGCGAGCGCCGCCGCUAGAGGGCACGCCUUGCGGUAAUAACCGGUGGUGCGUAAACAGAGUAUGCCAGCCGAUGCCCGGCGGCGCUAAAGACAGGAGAGAAAAAGAAAAACGUACAAAAGGAAGAGAGAAAGGAGAAGAAAAGUCCACAGAGUCAAGACUGCCUCGUUGGGAGGACUGGAGUGAAUGGAGUACCUGCAACGUUUCUUGUGGAUAUGGGUUGAGAACCCGAAACAGGCAAUGUUGGUUUCAAGGAUUAGUAUCGGAGAGUGCGUGUGAAGGUGCCAGUUCCCAAAUGGCGACCUGUUUCGCGGGAGAAUGCGUCCACGCAUCGGACUUACGCACCGACUUGUGUCUCCAGCAGUCCAAUCGAUAUAUACCCUACAUUCAUCCAGAUGAGUCGAAAACCUGUGAGCUUUGGUGUGUGGACUAUGACGGUGGCGAUCCAUUAUUGUUUGGUACCCUGCAUGAUGGCUCUUCGUGCAGCUACACCAGACCCUAUGAUAUUUGCUUCCAGGGAACUUGCAUCAAAGGCCAGUGCAACUCGACUGACCCGGCGUGCAACUGGUGCCCCGACGGAUAUUGUUCUAACAACACCUACCUCUACACAAAGUUUGUUAAAGGUUGGACCCGCCUCGCCGUCAUUCCUUACGACGCCCACCAGCUCUCCAUGCAUGUGGCCACUCCUGCCAGCAUCAGGGUUGCUUUCAAAGAGCUCGGUGCCGACAAACACAUCCUGGAAGUAAUGAGGCACUCCAGAAGAUUCGCCAUUGACAACCCCCAGUACAACGACCUCAAAUAUGACCCGAAUGUGCCACAGAAUUUGCAGAUCGUAGAAGUAGAUAUAAGAGAAGGAUUGGAAGGUUCGGCUGUGGUUAGCGGCGCGGUGCUGCAGUGGAGACAGACGGACUCGCAUAUUAAUAUAACUUCACUAUCAAAACUGCAGAGGGAUUUGGUUAUUAUGGCAAGUCCGGACAGCGCUGCGUACGACAUGUUCACGGUGGAAGUAUCCGUAAACUACAGCACUCCUGCCGGACGCACGCACCCGCAGGAAUACAGAUGGCCCGAAGAAAGAGGAGUAUGUUCAGUGUCCUGCGGAGGAGGUAUCCGUAUAGUCAGAACACAAUGCCCUAGGGACCAGCCGUGUGCCAAGCCAAGGCUUGAACGAUGCAAUUCCCAUAGCUGCGAGUUCUCCUGGCGCGCGGGGGAGUGGGAGGGGUGCAGCGCGACGUGCGGGGAGCGGGGUUUCCAGGAGCGACAGCUGUACUGCGUGCCGACAGGAAUCACCAUAUCGUCUCAGUCUGAUUUGAUAAAGAACUUCGUGUCUCCCGUCCUGUGCCCUGAUGAGAAGCCCGAGAAGCAGCAGCCAUGCAACCAGAUCCCCUGCCCCUCGUACUGGCAAGAAAUGCCUUGGACUCCGUGCUCAACAACCUGCGGGCGAGGCAUAUCUCGGCGGCCACUGAUCUGCCCAGCGCCCAAUGACAUACUCUGCGGCCCAAAGCCUCGUGAGCGCCGGCGCCGCUGUCGCCAACGCCGCUGCCCCCUAUCAUUACGCCAACCCCAACAGUGCACCAACCCUGACUCCCAAUACUGCCAACAUUACGAACUGCCAAGAAACUGCGUCCUCGCACCUUUCCGAAGACUCUGCUGCAACGCUUGCAAGAGAUACAGCACAUACAACGCGGGAUGACGUAUAUAAUUAUAAUUUUGAUGUAAUCAGUAUUUUCUAUUCGCUAUUUAUAAGUAGUUAAGCUAAUAUUACGGAACGAAGUGCCAUAACGUAUUUACACCACUUCCAUUG